Passer domesticus (house sparrow) is the source of this 2234-nucleotide messenger RNA. RefSeq names its product histone acetyltransferase KAT8-like. Bases 1 to 1446 code for a protein of 481 amino acids. The transcript has 12 exons. Gene Ontology annotation, cellular component: chromatin; MSL complex. Gene Ontology annotation, biological process: negative regulation of DNA-templated transcription; positive regulation of transcription by RNA polymerase II. Gene Ontology annotation, molecular function: histone H4K16 acetyltransferase activity; transcription coregulator activity. The record is from RefSeq and is a predicted model, not a curated record. Lineage: Eukaryota; Metazoa; Chordata; Aves; Passeriformes; Passeridae.
AUGGAAAAUUUGAGGAAAGAAACGCAACGCGCGGCCGUCACUUCCGGCGGGCCAAGAUGGCGGCGGCGGGCCCGGCGCUGGGCCCCGAGGCUCCGGGCGGCUCCGGGGCGGCCCCGGGCGGGCCCCGCGCGGGCCCCGAGGGCCCCGGGCCGGGCGGCGGGGGCCGGGGCCGCGCCCGGAGCCGCCCGCGGAGCGCCCGGGGCCGCGGCCGGCGCGCGGGACCCCGAGGUGGCGGUGGAGAUCGGCGAGACGUACCUGUGCCGCAGGGCCGACGGCAGCUGGCACUCGGCCGAGGUGAUCCAGUCCCGCCUGAACGAGCAGGAGGCGCGCGAGGAGUUCUACGUGCACUACGUGGGCUUUAACCGGCGGCUGGACGAGUGGGUGGACCGGAACCGGCUGGCGCUGUCCAAGAGCCUGAAGGAGGCGGCGCAGAAGAGCUCGGAGCCGUUCCUGGGCGAGCUGGCCGAGCCCGAGAGGAAAAUCACCCGCAACCAGAAACGCAAGCACGACGAGAUCAACCACGUGCAGAAGACCUAUGCCGAGAUGGACCCGACCACGGCGGCGCUGGAGAAGGAGCACGAGGCCAUCACCAAGGUGAAGUACGUGGACAAGAUCCACAUCGGGCACUACGAGAUCGACGCGUGGUACUUCUCGCCCUUCCCCGAGGACUACGGCAAGCAGCCCAAGCUCUGGAUCUGCGAGUUCUGCCUCAAGUACAUGAAGUACGAGAGGAGCUACCGCCUGCACCUGGGGCAGUGCCAGUGGCGGCAGCCGCCGGGCCGCGAGAUUUACCGCAAGGGGAACAUCUCUGUCUACGAGGUGGACGGCAAGGACCACAAGAUCUAUUGCCAGAACCUGUGCCUGCUGGCCAAGCUGUUCCUGGACCACAAGACGCUCUACUUCGACGUGGAGCCCUUCGUGUUCUACCUGCUCACCGAGGUCGACCGCCAGGGCGCGCACAUCGUCGGCUACUUCUCCAAGGAAAAGGAGUCCCCGGACGGGAACAACGUGGCGUGCAUCCUGACCCUGCCCCCGUACCAGCGCCGCGGCUACGGCAAAUUCCUCAUCGCCUUCAGCUAUGAGCUGUCCAAGCUGGAGAGCACCGUGGGCUCCCCGGAGAAGCCGCUCUCGGACCUGGGCAAGCUCAGCUACCGCAGCUACUGGUCCUGGGUGCUGCUGGAGAUCCUCAGGGACUUCCGGGGAACCCUCUCCAUCAAGGACCUCAGCCAGAUGACCAGCAUCACGCAGACGGACAUCAUCAGCACGCUGCAGUCGCUGAACAUGGUCAAGUACUGGAAGGGGCAGCACGUCAUCUGCGUCACGCCCAAGCUGGUGGAGGAGCACCUCAAGAGCGCCCAGUACAAGAAGCCGCCCAUCACCGUGGACUCCAUCUGCCUGCGCUGGGCGCCCCCGAAGCACAAACAGGCCAAGGUGGCCAAGAAGUGAAAUUCCAGUUUUGCCCAAUUUUGGGGGAAUUUCCCCCAAUUUUUGGGGAUUUUUUCCUCCACUUUUGGGUUUUUUCCCCAAAUUUUGGGGGUUUUCCCUCAAUUUUUGGGGUUUUUCCUCAAAUUUUGGGGGAAUUUCCCCCAAAGUUUUGGGAUUUUUUCCUCCAGUUUUGGGAUUUUUUUUCCUCCAGUUUUGGGUUUUUUCCCCAAAUUUUUGGGGUUUUCCUCAAAUUUUGGGGGAAUUUCCCCCAAUUUUGGGACAUUUUUUCCUCCAAUUUUGGGAUAUUUUUUUCCCCAGUUUUGGGUUUUCCCCAAAUUUUUGGGUUUUUCCCUCAAUUUUUGGGGAUUUUUCUCAAAUUUUGGGGAUUUUCCCUCCCAAUUUUGGGGUUUUUCCCCAAAUUUUGGGGAAUUUCCCUCCAGUUUUGGGGAUUUUCCCUCCAGUUCUGGGUUUUCCCAAAAUUUUUGGGUUUUUCCCUCAAUUUUUGGGGUUUUUCCUCAAAUUUUGGGGUUUACCCCUUAAAUUUUGGGGGUUUUCUCCGAAUUUUUGGGGUUUUCCCUCAAUUUUUGGCGAUUUCCCCCAAUUUUUUGGGUUUUUCCCUCCAAUUUUGGGGAUUUUUUUCCUCCAGUUUUGUUUUUUCCCCCGAAUUUUGGGGUUUUCCCCUCAGUUUUGGGGUUCCCCGCCCUCCCCCCCCGUUUUGGGGUCUCCCCAUAUUUUGGGGUCCCCGUUUCCCUCCCCCUCCCGGAUUUUGGGGUCCCCCCACCCCAAAUAAAGCAGGAAAAGGACGGGCA